Messenger RNA from Camponotus floridanus (Florida carpenter ant), 1408 nucleotides. RefSeq names its product probable DNA-directed RNA polymerase III subunit RPC6 (gene Polr3F). Gene Ontology annotation, cellular component: RNA polymerase III complex. Gene Ontology annotation, biological process: transcription by RNA polymerase III. The record is from RefSeq and is a predicted model, not a curated record. Bases 364 to 1299 code for a protein of 311 amino acids. Lineage: Eukaryota; Metazoa; Arthropoda; Insecta; Hymenoptera; Formicidae. The transcript is spliced from 4 exons.
AAACUCCUUCUGUUGCGCAGAAAAAGAAGAAAAUAUCAAAAAUGCCAGGUUGUUGCGUGGAGAAAUGCAGCAAUCGCAGCCUAUAUCUAUCCUAUCGGACGCCAUUUUUGCUCCAGCUUAUCUUAUUGAGAUCAAAAUUGCGGUCCUUUGUUAAUCUAGUGACUUUACUAGGUAUCAUUUUAUUCUUGUUUAACAUUCAGUGAACAACAAAGAUAAAAUGAUACCCUGGAGCACUCGGAUGAUGUUUCUGUACACAGCCCUAAUACUAUACACUAUACUUCUUCAUGGUGCCCUAACCUUAACCGAAUGUUUAUAUCAACGUAAAUUUCAUGCUUUGAAGUGUAAAUAUUAUUUUAUAUUAUAAUGGAAGCGGAAGGCAGCGGCUUACAAGAACGAAAUGUAAACACAAAUCUUGAUGGGCUAGAAACAAUUGAGCAAAAAAUAAUUGCUCUAGCACAAGCGAGACCCAACAAAGGUAUUUCUGAUAAGGACUUAGCUAUUGAGAUCCCUGAUUUACGGCCAGAUCAAAGGGCACAAAUUAUAAAUAAGCUCUUGAAGCAAGAAUGUUUUGAGCUUUAUAAUAAUAAACAAACAGGAGUGCUUUCCUAUCGUUUGAGAGAUCCAACAAAAAUUGUUAAGGGUGCAGAUAAUGAAGAGAAAGUAGUAUAUAAGAUUAUUGAAGAAGCAGGGAAUAAAGGAAUAUGGACUCGAGAUAUAAGAUUUAAAUCUAAUUUGAUGCAUACUCAAUUAAAAAAGAUUCUGAAAAGUUUGGAGACCAAAAAGUUCAUUAAAGUUGUUAAAUCUGUAGCAGCAAGUAAGAAAAAAGUGUAUAUGCUAUAUAACUUAGAACCUGAUGAAUCAAUAACUGGUGGUGCAUGGUACCAAGAUCAAGAUUUCGAAACGGAAUUUGUUGAUGUAUUAAAUCAACAAUGUUAUCGAUUUUUGGAGCAAAAAAAAGAAAAAACGAAAAAUUGUAAUAUUGGGCCUGUUGCUGCAAGGAACAUGACAUUUGCUUCAUCUAAGGAUGUAUGGAAAUUUAUUUCAGAUUUAGGAAUAAGUAAGGUGAAAUUAUCUGUAACAAAUAUAGAAAUGAUUUUAAAUACAUUAGUUUAUGAUGGCAAGGUCGAACGAAUACUUGCAGGAGAUGGAAGUAAUUUAUACCGAGCAAUUGAGCCUUUAGUCAUUUCACCUGGAUUAAUUAGAACUCCUUGUGGCUUGUGUCCAGUGAGAAAGCAUUGCUUUGAUGAUGGGCCAGUUACUCCUAUAAAAUGCCAAUACAUCAGAGAAUGGUUAGAUUAAAAUUAUUUUCAAAAUAAAAAUAAUGUAAACUAACUUUAAUUUAAUCUUUUUAUGUAUAUUAUGAAUGUAUAUUAUGAUAUAUAUUGUCAUGAUUUGUGUCACAUAAAAU